UCAUUAGUUUAGUUCUGUAUCAGUUUUCCAUCUAACCGGUGGUCUCUAAUCAGUACCUGCAGUAAUCAGUAACAAUUCGCAAUUGUAAACAAUUGAAACGUGCGCGAUUUCUAUAUGAGAAAUCCUAAUUCGUGUUUAGUGCGACGAUUUUAAUUUACGUCCAAAUGUCGCGUGUGGAUUUAUACAGACAGAUUCUUCGACAAUAUUUUAGGGAUGCUUCUGGUAAAGCCGCUGGUAUGACUGAGGAUAAAUUCGCCCUGUACGAGUCUUCCAGAACGGAUAGUGGUUUUAUUUCGGGUGAAAUAUCGGAAGAGCAAUCCCAACUGUUAUCGGGAGAUAUCGAAGAAAGUGUUAAUAAAGAAGACAUGCAAUUGCAGUUAGACGGUGGCGUAGUCUUGUCAUUGUCUGAGAAUUUCUCAAGUCUAAGCCUCAAGAAUCCAGAUCUAAACAAUCUCAAUUCAACAAUCAUCGAAACGAAACCCGAACCAAAAGUGCCCUGGGAACUCUACUACGAACAAGAUGAAGAUGGAGAUACGUUGCUUCAUUCGGCUAUAGUUCAGGGGUUCCUUGAAGUGGUACUGGCGAUAAUUCGGGCAGCUCCCAGACCGCAUCUGCUGGAUACGCCAAAUGACGACGCGCAGUCACCCUUGCAUUACGCGGUUGCGACCAAACAAUGGAAGAUCGUUAGGUGGUUGAUCGUUGCCGGUGCAAAGCCCUCGCCGAGAAAUCGGCAAGGUGAUUCACCUCUGCAUAUUUGCGCCAGGACUGGAGAUGUGCAAAGCUGUAAGGCCAUCACUGACCCCGUCACACAAAACGAACGAGAUGCCUUAGUUUUGAAUUAUCCCGCACAGCCCUAUCAACCUUGUCAACUUGAUCAAUGGAAUUACGAUGGCCAAACGUGCAUACAUGUAGCGGCAGUAUACGGUCAUAUCGACGUUCUUCGUCACCUAGUUUGGAAUGGUGCCGAUGUAAACGCGAGGGAAGGCACGAAGGGCUUCACCGCGCUCCACUACGCGCUCGAGCGAGUCGACGAACAGAUGGUCCACUUCUUACUAUACGAAUGUAAAAAGUUAAAUCCAAACAUUUUAACCUACGGCCAACGAAGUGUUCUACAACUUGGUUUUCCGGUGCCUUCUGCUGUUGCAGAAGCUUUACGCUCGCGAGGUGUAGAAUCCCCAUUUACCAGUGACAGCGAAUACGAAGAGGAUAGCGAAGAUGAGCUCCCAUACGAUAACACGAAUAUUUAUAAAUCAUCAAUAAUUCAAGCGAAUAAGCGUCAGCUCCUAACUGUGCCUUCAUUUGGCAGCGAGGAAGAGAUUAAGAAGUUGCCAAAAAACUUUUCUGUGAUCCAAGAAUUGAUAAUAAUGGACCAAGUUGCCGCACUAAAAGAUAAAGGGAAUGCGGCAUUAGCAGAAAAUAAGUUUGAGGAAGCUAUUAAAUUUUACACAGAAGCCAUAAGUUUAGAUGCUAGCAAUCACGUUUUAUAUUCAAAUCGGUCUGCGGCAUACGCGAAAUCUAACAAGUAUGAUGAGGCAUUAAAAGAUGCCGAAAAGACUGUGGAACUUAAACCCGAUUGGGGCAAAGGGUAUUCUCGUAAAGGAUCUGCUUUAGCGUAUUUAAGACGAACAGAUGAAGCAAUUGCAGCAUACGAAAAAGGUUUAGAAGUAGAUCCGAACAAUGCACAACUUAAGGAGGGACUGUCCGAAGUGCGGUCACAAAAAGAAUUCAAUAGUAACAAAGGCUUUCCUAACCCAUUUGCCGGACGGGAUGUAUUAAUGCGAUUACAGUUGGAUUCAAGAACCAAAGAGUAUAUGAAUGAUCCUUCCUUUGUAAAUUUAAUAAAACAAAUACAAAUAAAUCCCAGCUUGCUCACACAAAACUUGCAAGAUUCUCGUAUAAUUACAGCUUUAGGUGUUCUGAUGGGCUUCGAUAUGAGCCAAGAAGAACCAAUGGAUACAGAACCGCCUUAUACACCGCCUCCAAAAAAACCUGAACCGAAACCCGAACCCAAAAAAGAGCCUGAACCCGACUUACCAGAAAACAAAAAACUAGCAAAGGUAGAGAAGGAGCUCGGCAACGACGCUUACAAAAAAAAAGACUUCCCCAUCGCCAUUACGCAUUAUGAAAACGCACUUAAACAUGACCCCACCGAUAUAACCUUUUACAAUAACUUAGCGGCAGUUUACUUCGAACAGAAACAGUACGAAACGUGCAUCGCGACGUGCGAAAAGGGUAUCGAAGUUGGAAGAGAAAAUCGCGCCGACUUCAAACUAAUCGCGAAAGCGUUCAUGCGUAUCGGUAACGCGCAUAAGAAGAUGAAAAAUUACGAGAGCGCAAAAAUCGCGUACGAAAAGUCCAUGUCCGAACAUAGAACUCCAGAAAUCAAGACCUUGCUGUCGCAAGUUGAGAGAUUCAUUAAGGAAGAGGAACGAAAGGCGUAUGUAGAUCCCGCAAAGGCAGAGGAGGAAAAGGAAAAGGGCAACGAGAUGUUCAAGAAAGGGGAUUACGCAGCGGCCGUUAGACACUAUACAGAAGCGGUCAAAAGGAAUCCGGAUGAUGCAAAACUGUACAGUAAUCGCGCCGCUUGCUACACUAAGCUUGCCGCUUUUGACCUGGGGUUAAAAGAUUGUGAAAAAUGUGUAGAGCUCGAUCCAAAAUUCAUUAAGGGUUGGAUACGGAAAGGAUGCAUUUUACAGGGUAUGCAACAGGCUAGUAAGGCGAUUGCCGCAUUCCAAAAGGCAUUAGAAAUAGAUCCUAAUAACGCCGAAGCCCUACAGGGUUACAGGCAGUGCACUUUAGAAAAUGCAGGCGUCGGCGGCGAUCCCGAGAAAAUCCGACAGCGUGCGAUGGCCGACCCGGAAGUUCAGUCGAUUCUACGCGAUCCGGCGAUGCGAAUGAUUUUAGAACAAAUGCAAAACGAUCCCAAAGCUGUUCAAGAUCAUUUAAGAAAUCCGGACAUCGCGGCCAAAAUACAAAAGCUCUUAGAAUCCGGAUUGAUAGCUAUACGUUAAUUUCUCAUGUAUUGUUUUUCAUGUGCUAAACUGAAUAAUGGAAAAACGAGCGUUUCUUGUUAGCUUUUAAGUUGCCUUAUGUUAAUAUAAUUUUUCAGUAUGUUAGAAUGUUGAAAUAUUAGCACAGGCCUUUCCAUUUUAUAAUCUAUUGAUAUCCAUUGUUAGAAUCAUUCUACCAAUAAAUUUAUCACGCGUCGGUAGUAAAAGUCA
This is a messenger RNA of Photinus pyralis (common eastern firefly), 3221 nucleotides long. It is a transcript of the gene Stip1, whose product is annotated as stress-induced-phosphoprotein 1. Bases 165 to 3011 code for a protein of 948 amino acids. The transcript has 9 exons. The record is from RefSeq and is a predicted model, not a curated record. Gene Ontology annotation, molecular function: Hsp90 protein binding. Lineage: Eukaryota; Metazoa; Arthropoda; Insecta; Coleoptera; Lampyridae.